AUGUUCCGCCGACACUGGUCGGGACUCCCUAAGGAUGUCUCCUUUCCAAAAGACCUCGCUGGCCUUGGAUAUUUCGUCAACGACCAGGAUGAGGUUCGUUUAAUCAAAGACCCGGAUUACUACUUCAAGUUCCACAUCAACAAGAACUCUCGGGUCAACGACCGCCAGAGGUUCCAGCUUCAGCGUGCCAUGGAAGAUUUCAUCCAUGAGCGGCUUGAGAAAGAGGGUCUCAAGAAGUUCCAACUCUUACCCGAAAACAAGAAACAUUGUCCCAUCUUCUUCAGCCCCAGCAUUGCGACAACCGAACGCAUCGUCGUCAUUUUUGGCGAACCUCAGCAAGAUCUAGGUUUUAUCGCCGGUCGCGUAGCCAACGGGCCUGGUGGUUUGGUCAAGGGCAGUAUGAUCUCUGUCGUGCAAGCACUCACCAAGCAGCCUGCCUCCCCCAACGAUCCUGAGCCUCCAUGCGUGUUGCUUGCUAACAUGGGCCAGAGGUACUGGUGGCCCGACGAACAGCGCGCUAUCACUAUUGAAGAUUCCGCGGAUAUCCCUCUUCCUAGUCUGGUGCAUUCCGGACGGCAUUACAGCCAGGAGUUGAACGAGAUUCCUGGAAGUGAGACUACUAUUGCGCACAUGACGACUAUCUUCAACAAAGUCCUCGAUGAGAACAAGAAUGCCAACAUCGACAUUAUCGCCAUUGGACAAAGUUGCGAGGUAGUCCUGGAGUUCUUCAAGAACACCAAGAACUGGGCUCAAUGGGGUCAUCGUUUGAGUGGCAUGCUUCUCAUGGGGACCGUGUUCCGUGCAGACUCGCUUGCCAAUGCGGAGUUCAAAGACUUUCUGGCCAAGCGUGCCCGUGCCUAUCUCAUGUCUGACGAACCACUCGACACCCCCCUGGCCAUGCCCGGUGGUAAUCCAUCACUCAUGAUCGACCCUCUUGGUUGCCCCUGUUUCUCUAGCGGAGAUAGCCAGUACACUGAGAUGAUACUCAUCAAAGCACUUGAGCCAGCUCUUGCUUAUCUGCAGGAGAUUGCCCUGACACCCGGCUUUACGAAUCCGGACAUGGCUGUUGCAGAACGUCCUGCAACUGACAUCACCGACGAGCAGUGGAAUGAGCUCCCCGAUGAGGUCAGACCCGAGGUCCGUACUAUAGACACUGAAUGGAUGGAGGAGGAGGUCAAAGCACUUCGACGUUGGAAGUACUUCGAGAAGCAUGGCGUUGCACCCCCUGAAGAAGACGAUGAUGAUGAUGAUGAGGAUUGA
Molecule: messenger RNA, 1260 nt
Organism: Fusarium poae
Lineage: Eukaryota; Fungi; Ascomycota; Sordariomycetes; Hypocreales; Nectriaceae
Exons: 4
Coding region: 1-1260 (419 amino acids)
Biological process (GO): regulatory ncRNA-mediated heterochromatin formation
Cellular component (GO): nucleus
Molecular function (GO): siRNA binding
Source: RefSeq, a predicted model, not a curated record